AUUUGACAGUUCAGCGUGUUUAGACGUGUUCUCACAGAAAACGAAUAAAGAAAAAAAGGUGUAUAGAAAAUUUUCGCAUAACAAGAAUUAUUUUAAAAGUAUUGUUUGCGAAAAGAAAAUUCAACAAUAUUAUAAAAGUGAAAUUAGUUAAACGAAUAAUAAAGCAACCAGUGAAAUUUUUAAACAUAUUUAAGGAAGUUUUAACAGCAAAUGAAAACCAUUUUUUUGCAAAUUACAUAAGCUGAAUAAAGAUAAAAAGAUGCUAAAAAACCAACAUUAAAAGCAAAACAACAAGAGGAAGUCUUUAGACAAGACAAAGAAAUAAAAAACAAAAAACUCAAACAAAGUAAUGAAAUACUGGAACAAGCUAGAGAAAUAAACGACAAUUUGAAACGAAAACGUGAUACAAACGUCUGCUGGAAUUUCAUCAUUUUUGCCUAAAAGACCAGACUUUACGUGAAACAUAAACUACGCUACAGUAGUCACACUAUUAAACGGAGAGCAGGAAAGAAAAAAAGAAACAUUUUAAAACUACAAAUUCCCAGAGGAAGAUGUGCUUUAAUAAAAACACACUAAAAAAGCAAGACACAAAAAGAAGCAUUUCGACAAGGACUAUUGAUUUUUCUAAAAAGGCUUCUUCUGCUAACAACAGUCUUGAAUUUAAUUUAGAUUUAUUAAAGAAAACUAAAGAUAAUCUUUGAUUUAUAGCUUAAAUACUAACAAUAUUUUAGACUAUAAAAACCAAAGAUAUAUAAUAAGUUUAGAAAAAUCAUCCCCAAUUAAAUCCCCAAAGCAAUUCCACAAAAAAAAAAGAAACAAGCUGCAGAACAAAGAAAGCAACUGUGAACACAAAACACAAACAAACUUUAGCACAAUUUCAUAUUGCAUUCAAAUAAAAUAAAUCUAAAAUAAUUGUGGAAUAGUUAAAUUUACUAACGAGUGAGAGUAACUAAAAACAAAAACAAAACUUGAAACAUUUUUUUUAAAUAACAGUGAUACAAAAAUUAUCCUUUUUUAAAAGAUUAUUUAAACGCAUGAGAGUGUAAAGAGAAAACAUAUAAAAAGAAAAACUUUUAAAGUUCCUGCUAAAAUAAAUAUACACAUAUUUUUUUGUUCAAUAAGUUAGAUUUAUAUAUAUAUAUACAUACAAAAAAACAAACAAUGUCCACCAUGAAUUCGACUAAAUCCCCUGCAAGUGUUUCCAAUGGAAAAUUCAAAGUAUUUUCACAUGUUAAAUAUGAGCAUUUAGUUGCUGGCAUUUCGGGUGGCGUAACAUCGACUUUGAUUUUGCAUCCAUUGGAUUUGAUAAAAAUUCGUUUUGCUGUUAAUGAUGGACGUACUGCAGCUGUACCACAAUAUCGUGGUUUGGGUAGUGCUUUUGCCACCAUUUUUCGGCAAGAAGGUUUUCGCGGUCUUUACAAGGGUGUAACGCCUAAUGUCUGGGGCUCUGGCUCGUCCUGGGGUCUAUACUUUAUGUUUUACAAUACCAUUAAGACUUUCAUUCAAGGUGGUAAUGCUACUUUACCUUUAGGGCCCACAAUGCAUAUGAUAGCUGCUGCUCAAUCGGGAGCUUUAACUUUAAUUUUAACAAAUCCUAUUUGGGUGGUAAAGACUCGUUUAUGUUUACAAUAUGGAGCCGAGGGUAAAGGUUCUGAAUAUCGUGGUAUGAUACAUGCGCUGGCGCAGAUAUACAAAGAAGAAGGCAUUAGAGGCUUGUAUAAGGGUUUCGUUCCUGGCAUGCUGGGUGUUUCUCAUGGUGCCAUACAAUUUAUGACAUAUGAAGAAAUGAAAAAUUGCUAUAAUGAAUAUCGAAAAUUACCAAUCGAUACGAAAUUGGCUACAUCGGAAUAUUUAGCUUUUGCAGCUAUAUCCAAACUAAUAGCAGCUGCCGCUACUUACCCAUAUCAAGUUGUAAGGGCACGUCUACAAGAUCAUCAUCAUAAUUAUCGCGGAACUUUGGAUUGUAUUAAACAAACAUGGAGCUAUGAAGGUCCUUUGGGUUUUUAUAAAGGUUUAAAGGCCAGUCUGAUCAGAGUAGUGCCCGCCACUAUGAUUACAUUUUUAGUUUAUGAAAAUGUCUCGUAUUAUUUAUUGAAACGUUCCAAAGAGAUGAAACUACAGAAAGAAAGUUAACUAAUAUAAAUUACAUUCAUUAGACUAACAAAUACCUCUUCAUUUUGUUUGUUUAUUUUUGUUUAAGCAGCUUUUUGACCAAAUUCCUUAAGUUAGUUUUUUUUGUUAACCAAAGUUUGCCUUGAGUUGUAAAUUAUUACAUAAUUUAUAUAAAAUCAUCACUUAAUCUAAGAUUUCUACUUAAUUCUUACUAACUUAUUAUAAAAUCAUAUCGUUUUUGCUGAUAUGUUGAGUUUUUAAUUUAAUUUGUUUUUGUUUGUUAAUUUUAAUUU
Molecule: messenger RNA, 2405 nt
Organism: Lucilia cuprina (Australian sheep blowfly)
Lineage: Eukaryota; Metazoa; Arthropoda; Insecta; Diptera; Calliphoridae
Product: mitochondrial folate transporter/carrier
Exons: 6
Coding region: 1162-2133 (323 amino acids)
Biological process (GO): folate import into mitochondrion; nucleotide transport
Cellular component (GO): mitochondrion
Molecular function (GO): FAD transmembrane transporter activity; folic acid transmembrane transporter activity
Source: RefSeq, a predicted model, not a curated record